Etheostoma cragini (Arkansas darter) is the source of this 2798-nucleotide messenger RNA. Its product is annotated as high-affinity choline transporter 1-like. Gene Ontology annotation, molecular function: choline:sodium symporter activity. The transcript has 9 exons. The record is from RefSeq and is a predicted model, not a curated record. Gene Ontology annotation, cellular component: axon; synapse; plasma membrane. Gene Ontology annotation, biological process: synaptic transmission, cholinergic; choline transport; transmembrane transport. Lineage: Eukaryota; Metazoa; Chordata; Actinopteri; Perciformes; Percidae. The coding region runs from base 451 to 2253 and encodes 600 amino acids.
AACGCAUCCACAACUUAUUGAUUAUUCAAUGUGUACAAUUGCAACGUUGAUAUUACUAUUCAUGUCAUGCCAUUCAGUGGUUAAAUAAAAAAAGCAAUCCCCGUUAUUGAGUAGGCUCAAGGAAUCUCUGCAGCCCUCCUAGAUCAGCCAGUACACUGUGACGUGUUUCCAUGCAAGGUGCUCAUUAAGAGGGACGUUUGGUUUCUCUGACGUGUGUCUCAGUCCUCUGACGGAACCGGCCCCCUUUUUAAGCCUCAGUAAGUCACCCGGAAGACCUCCACCAACGUUCCACUUAACUAUUCCUCGCGAUGCAAAGGGGUGGAAGAGACUCUUAAUAAACCUUCAAACUGUUCUGCUCUCUGUUUUCUGCCCAAGGUGCUUCAGCACAUGACUCCAGAGAUACUUGAGGUGUCCAUGCCCUCCCGUUCCUAGCGGGAGACCGGUGCGACUAUGACCUUCCAUGUAGAGGGGCUUGUGGCUAUCGCGGUCUUCUAUCUACUGAUCCUGUUCGUGGGCAUCUGGGCGGCAUGGAAGAACAAACACUCCGGGGAGGCGGAGGGCACCGACCGCAGCGAAACCAUCAUGGUCGGAGGAAGAGACAUUGGAUUAUUUGUCGGUGGAUUUACCAUGACAGCGACCUGGGUUGGAGGAGGAUAUAUCAAUGGCACAGCUGAGUAUGUGUAUCUGCCUGAUUAUGGCUUGGCUUGGGCUCAAGCUCCCUUUGGAUAUGCCCUCAGUCUUGUUGUGGGUGGUCUUUUUUUUGCCAAGCCCAUGCGCUCUCGAGGUUACGUCACCAUGUUGGACCCGUUCCAGCAGAAGUAUGGGAAACGCAUGGGUGGCCUCCUCUUCAUACCUGCACUCAUGGGUGAGAUCUUCUGGUCCGCUGCCAUCUUAUCCGCCCUUGGUGCUACCCUGAGUGUGAUCGUGGACAUGGACAUUAAGGUCUCAGUGGUCAUCUCAGCACUCAUUGCAAUCUUUUACACUCUGGUUGGAGGACUUUACUCUGUGGCCUACACUGAUGUUGUCCAGCUCUUCUGUAUAUUUAUUGGCCUGUGGAUCAGUGUCCCUUUUGCUUUGACCAACCCCGCGGUGUCAGACAUUACCGUUACUGCAGUGCGACAGGUGUACCAGUCGCCCUGGAGAGGCAGCAUCCAGAAGAGUGACACCUGGGUCUGGAUCGACAACUUCUGCCUCCUGAUGCUUGGAGGAAUACCCUGGCAGGUGUAUUUCCAGAGAGUCCUGUCGGCCUCCUCGGCCACCUACGCCCAGGUCCUCUCCUUCCUGGCCGCUUUCGGGUGCCUCGUCAUGGCUGUGCCCUCCGUUCUCAUCGGCGCCAUCGGGGCCUCCACAGACUGGAACCAGACAACCUAUGGUGCCAUUCCUCCAAAAGAGAAGGACCAAGCGGACAUGAUUCUACCCAUUGUGCUCCAACACCUCUGCCCCCCAUUUGUCUCUUUCUUCGGCCUGGGUGCAGUGUCUGCAGCUGUCAUGUCAUCUGCUGACUCCUCCAUCCUUUCAGCGAGCUCCAUGUUUGCGAGGAACAUCUACCAGCUCGCCUUUAGACAGUCGGCAUCCGACCGUGAGAUUGUAUGGGUGAUGCGUAUUACAAUCUUUGUGUUCGGCGGCCUUGCCACGUUGAUGGCGCUGGUGACCGGGACAGUUUACGGCCUCUGGUACCUGAGCUCAGACCUGGUUUACGUCAUCAUCUUCCCCCAGCUGCUCAGUGUGCUCUUUGUCAAAGGCACCAACACGUACGGUUCUGUGGCCGCCUACCUAUGUGGAAUGGUGCUGCGUAUAGGUGGAGGUGAACCCUACCUGCGUCUGCCUCCUUUCAUUUACUACCCUGGCUGGACCACGGAGCAGAGGAUACACCACAUUACUGGAGAAAUGGAGGACGUUGUCAUCCAGAAGUUCCCCUUCAAGACCGUCUCCAUGUUGGCCUCUUUCCUGGGGAACGUUGCGUUCUCCUACCUGGCAAAGUACCUGUUUGAGAGCGGCAGGAUUUCACACAAGUACGACUUUCUGGAUGCAGUGGUGUCCAGGGACAGUGGCGAGAUUAUGGAUAGGACGACGCUUGUGACUCGCAGCAACAACAUCGGGUUGUCGGAGAUGGCGCCUGUCAAACCUCGGCUGAGCGUGACCUUGGCGGCUGCCUUCAUGCGCCGCGACACACUGCAGGCAGAAACAGUGGAGGAGGAGGAGGAGGAGGAGGAGGAGUCCAGCCCUGAUUCCUCCCACCAUGAUAAAAAAUGAAGAAAAAACAAAAUAGACCGAAUACUUUGAGUCAACUGACAGAGAACUGGUUGCUAUGUCAGAUCCUCCAAAAAGAAGAGACAACCAUCCUUCUUUUGGGACUACAAAAGUACCACAUCCAGCAUGUGGUGAUUGGAUAACAACCACAUGUCAGGAUAUAUAGCGUAGACGCUUGCUGAUUGUCCGGACACAAAGUUUUCUUUCUGUGAAGUACAUCAAACUUUCACUCAUAUAGUAUUUAUUCUGUAGAUAGAAGGGUGUAGUCAUCCUUCUUUUUGAACUGGUUGGGAGAUCUACUUAAAGGAAAGUGUGUUCAGAUAAUUUGAUACAUUUUAUGUUGAUCCGUGAUGAAAAAGCUGCUCAAUCUUCAAAUGAGCGGAGAUGAAAAAAAGAGAUGGUACAUUGCAUACAGCUUCUACUGUGUGGUGAAAUAGUUGAUCAGAAAUAUAACAAUGAAUCAAACACAUGGCAGGUAAUUAAUAAGAAACGACUGACAGCACAAACCUAUAUUUUGGAAGGUGUACUGGUUCACUGUACGUACAAAU